Corticium candelabrum is the source of this 3656-nucleotide messenger RNA. RefSeq lists its product as uncharacterized. The record is from RefSeq and is a predicted model, not a curated record. The transcript has 15 exons. NCBI's taxonomy places the organism in Eukaryota, Metazoa, Porifera, Homoscleromorpha, Homosclerophorida, Plakinidae. Bases 1324 to 3549 code for a protein of 741 amino acids.
CAAAACCAACAGAGUAUGGAAGGAACUAUCUUGGAACUUGAAUGCAAGUGUUUUAGUAUAUUGGACACACAUUCAUUCAUUGUUCGUUACGAAUUCACGACUUCUCUACUGAUUAGAGUUCAACCAUCGCUUGUAUGCUUGUUCAUGUGCAUAGAGACCAAUACGAGAAUGACAAUCGCGAUAACAGAUGGUGCAUACAUAUUGACUUGUAAUUACUCCUUGAGGCCUUUGCUGAUGUAUGUGUCGUAGUUCUAAUUUUCAUUCUCUCAUCUUCAAACUUCCUCAGACUAUAUGACACUUUCUUCCUCCAAACCAAACGAUCAGACGCCAGUGACUCCCAAAUAUCCUGACUGAUGCCCACAUUUUGCAGAUGAUGAUGAAGCAUGCCUUUAUCCACCAGUUUUCUCUUGGCAUUUAACAACUGUCGAUAGAUCACUUGCUUUGGUAGCCUUUUGUCAUUCAUUCUUGUGACAUGACCGACCCAUUGCAGUUGUUGUUUGUUAUCAUACAUUCAAUCCCUGUCAUACCAGAUUGUUUCAGAACCUCACUAUUUGACACUUUUUCACUCCAAUGAAUUUGCAAGUUACGACGCAGACUACGAAGAGGGAAUUUUUCAAGUUUUUUAAUGUUUCUCCUAUAAUGCGUCCAUGAUUGUGUGACUAUGCCUGUCAUGGUCAGGAAUGUGCCAUUCUAUUUUUGCGGUUCAAUGAUCAUGCAAGCAGUGUUUGCUAUUGAUCAUACAUGGCAACCACAAACAGUGGACAAACUGCCAGUCAUUUUUGCAAAACGUUCUUGGAAGAGUUUAUUGCCAGAACAGUAAUUGAUGUUUGCUAUUACUUGGUCUUGUCGGAUGAACAACAGAACUUAUCUGUCUGCAAGUGCUAAUGUGAAAUCAAUUGCUUUCCUGGCUUAGGACAUUUAUACGGAAAUCUAAAUUGCGCAACUAUGAGCGAUAUUUAUAUCUCGUGAUAAUUCUUCCUGUACUUUGACGAGUAUACAGUGACAUGAAAAAACAUUUGCUUUGUACAAUUUUAGAUAGAUUUUAGAAGUAGCACGCUGAAAAGAAAAAUAGCGUCUACAUUUAUAAUUCUUUGCAAAUAUCCUUAUCAGAAGGCUCAUAGCUGUGGAAGCAAGGUUGUAAACAGGUUCAAUUACUAGUUCUAUAGUACACAGUAUUUCAUGAUAUUACAGUGUCAUCAUAUAAUUAAAAUCUGAACUAUGGCUACACUGAAUCUGUUCUGUAGAAGUAUAUACUUUUGAAGUAAACCAAGUGUUGAUUUGGUUCUGGUCUGUGUUGGUAACUUGCUUUGAAAAUCUAGCAGAAUGCAAUUAUUUGUACUGUAUGGCAAAUGCUUUAUAUUGUGUGUAUGGCUUUCAGAGUCUCAUCUUGUGAUGCUGCAUCUGUAUUGUAUUGUAAUGCUUUGUUUUGUAUUGGCUAAAUGUAUUUACCAACAACUUUAUGUCACUAAAGGCUUAGACCAGCUGUUGAUCUUGUCAUCACAGUAUCAUCCUAUCCAAACGGAGACUGCAGGAGAAAACACUGAGGAAUCUGGAAAAAAUGGAGUUAGACAGGAUAUUGAUGACAAUGAGGAUGACAUGGAUUUAACAUGCAUUGGUAACCAGCAUUCUAAUGUUUCUGCUUAUCAUCAGACCAAGCUAACUUUGUCAAGUGGAAACCAACAACUGCUGUUGUCACCAUUAAGCUUACCAGAUGCUGCUUGUCUGGGACCUGACCCAUCAUUUUUUAAUUCAGAUCUUGACAUCACUUGUGACAAAGUUAUGUCACCUGUGACAUUUAAUAGAACCAUUGGUAGCAAUGAAAUGAUGGUAUCAGCUGGUCAAUAUGGUGAAAUUAAACCAGAAGAAGCAAGUGCAAACAAGACAUCAUCAUGUACAAAAUCAUUGUCAUAUGGCAGCUCAACCAAUAUGGCUGCUUACUUAGUUUUGUGUGGUGAUGAAAAAUACAACAGCAGCAAAGGAAACGUAUUUUGUAAAGACAGCCAAACAGCUGGUCAUCUUUCAGCUAUCUUGAGACCUUCUUCAGAGAAAUCAUUUCAAAUGUCUGUCUGUGGAGAGAUGGCAGGAAUUGGAAGCAGUAAACUGCAAGAAAAUAAGCAACACCCAUUGCCUCUCACUAAAGGCCACUCAUGUACUUCUUGUCCCGACUUGAGUAGCAAAAAUAGGAAUCUUUGCAUUAAGGCAAAUGAAAUCAGCAGUAGUAGCAACCAGAAUACUUAUACUGUUAAGAUGAAUUCAGAAAGUACAGCGACUAACAGCUUCUUAUCAAGUGCUGGUGAAAGCAGUAGUCUACUCAGCAAACAAUGUUUGGAAAUGCCUGACUUGCUGUUGGAGACGAGUGACGAAUUGGUAGAUCAUGAUACAAAUGUAUUGGUAAAUGAGAAAGAAAAAGAGAAUAACAAGACCAAAGAAAAGGGACAAACUGUGCAGCAGAAAGAGGUUGCUGAAGACACGAAACAAUGCCAAGGUACAGUCAGUGACAGCUUUUUAUCAAGUGAUGACGAAACCAAUAGUCUACUCAACAGACAAUCCCUGGAAAUGGCUGGCUUGCUGUUAGAGAUGAGUGAGGAACGUAUAGAUCGCACUGCAGAUGUAUUGGAAAAAGAGACAGACGAAAAGGGACAAACAUUGCAGCUGAGAGAUAUGGGUGGCAAUGAGAAACAAGAUCAAGAAACAAAGAUCGAUUGUGAAGGAGUGACAAUAAUAGACAAGGAGAGCAAUGAUGCAUGGAGUCAAUGUCAGCAGCAGGAGCAGCAGCAGCAGUUUGUUUUAGAAGUAAAAACUGAGAUGCAAAGUUUGACAUCAUCAUCUUACAAAUGUCAUGAAACCAAAAGCUUAUCUUCAUCAAAUAUAGACCUAAACAAUGAAGCCAGUCCACAGGUUUUGGUGAUUCCAAAGACACAACGUUUGCCUACUUUUUUGGAUUGGUUGGAGUAUGUCAAGGAUCUUGUUACUGACAGUCAGAGAGUUCUUCCCUGGAAGCUCAAACUAUCUUGUUGUGAUGCCAAUCAUUUGGUAUUUUCCUAUCCUCACUUGAAGCUAACUGUUGGGCUGUCACCUAGUACAGCUAUAGUGGCAGAUAUUCCUUCAUCCAGACACAUUACAUCUACAGAAUUUGAAGUUAUUUCUGAACAUGUGAAUUGUUUCACACAAUUCAUGUAUGGUCUUGUUCAGCAAUCAAGCAGUCUUCAUGCCUACUCUAGCUUACAACACAUCACUGAACUGUUGAAUGAUGUGGGGUUAAUGGUAAGACAAGCACAAGCUGUGGGUUGCUUGCUAUGGGAAAUGUCUAUGAAACAUCUGGUAGUAGCCAAAGCAGAAAUAUCAGCGCUCUUGAUGGAAUGGCAUUGCUACAAUCCUCCAUAUGUAUGCUCUGCUCUUUUUACAUUGUGCUUCCAUCACUCUCGUCUAAGGAUUGAAGUGUCAAACAGACAUAUCAGAGUGGGGAUGCUGACGGACCAGAAAAUGGAGGCACUAACUGGUGCUGCUAUGAAACACAUUGGCCAUAUUGCAGAGACAGUCUGCAAGUAGUUUCGUAAAUUCAACCAUUAGUAUAUUGACAUCUAUUACUAGACGGCAGGUUAACUAGAAAUACGUACCUUGUUUCUGGCGCCCACAAUAUAGUAUUUCUUGUCACC